UUCCUUAUUUGGACAUAAGUUAAGCUUGUUGACAAUAACAAAAUGGCCGCGAUGAACAUGAAAUGGACAAGAAGAUGCAGGGAAGAUGCUUGCUUAGUGCGUGUAAAAAGAAAUAAAAAAAGACAUACGAUGAUUCGUUCUGUCAUUUUCUCAAGAUCGCCGGGCUGGACAAAAAUUGAACGAACGUGUAUUUAAAGUUACAUCGUCUCCAAAUCUUUGGUAAGCACUCUGAUAGCGUAACUUACUACCAUGUGUUCUGAAGAACGCGUUCUCUUAUAGUUUGCGUUCUGGAGAACGCUUUUUUUUCCAUUUUUGUGAUUCGUAACCGCUCCGUAUGCGUUCCAUUUCCGUUUGGUGUCCGUUCUGUAUCCGUUCUGUACCCGUUCUGUACCCGUUCUGUUCGCGUUCUCGUACCCGUUCUGUAUCCGUUCCGUUCCCGUUCGCAAACGCGUUCCCUGUUAGGUUUCUUCUGAUCGGUACUGUAGAAAUAUAUGUACGUCUCUGACCUUUCAGUUUAAUACCUUCUACUCCUCUGACUUCUGUUAUCUUGUCUACAGCCUACAAAACAAUUUAAUUUUCUCUUUCAGAUGUUUGAGACCAUCUUUGAUGGUCGCUAUAUUGUCUUGUUGAUGGGACUAUUCGCUGUCUAUACUGGCCUUAUAUACAAUGACUGCUUUUCCAAGUCGUUCAAUAUCUUUGGCACUGCAUGGGAUCUUAGUGUAGAUUGGGAUGGCAUCAGCAAAUCGACCCUUCGCUCGUAUGGUAAUACAUCCAAAGACAUCAUGCUUGACCCGAAGGAGACCUACCGUGGUGUACCGUACUUCUUUGGUAUUGAUCCAAUAUGGCAAGUUACUGUGAACAAACUCACAUUCACCAACUCUUUCAAAAUGAAGCUUUCUAUUGUGUUUGGUGUUAUACACAUGAUGUUUGGUGUUUGCCUGAGUUUCUUCAAUCACAGACACUUCAACAAACCCCUGAAUAUUAUUGCAGAAUUUAUUCCUCAGGUUAGUAUAGUUUUAACUAAAUUGCAGAAGAGAAGUUUCCUUUAUUGCUUGAGCUCAGAUUUUUUUACCAUUCCAUAGAAAAUAGAGCCAAACGUAUAUUUUGACGGCAUUGCAUCUAACCUUCCUAUCACGCACCACACGUAUGUCUCAUUGAUUGUGUAUAGUUAUGCAAUGCCCUCUUUUGGUAUACGUCUUUACUGCGGAACAUCCUACUUGCCACUUGCAUUUUCUUGCUAUAAACACCCAGUAAAGGCUCCAGUGUUUACGGUGAAAAUACAAGUGACUCGUGGGAUAUUCGAUGGUAUACCACUCGAAAGCGUUGCUAACUAGUAUAUACU
Messenger RNA from Orbicella faveolata, 1342 nucleotides. Its product is annotated as V-type proton ATPase 116 kDa subunit a 1-like. Gene Ontology annotation, molecular function: ATPase binding; proton-transporting ATPase activity, rotational mechanism. The record is from RefSeq and is a predicted model, not a curated record. Gene Ontology annotation, cellular component: plasma membrane; vacuolar proton-transporting V-type ATPase complex; vacuolar proton-transporting V-type ATPase, V0 domain. NCBI's taxonomy places the organism in Eukaryota, Metazoa, Cnidaria, Anthozoa, Scleractinia, Merulinidae. Gene Ontology annotation, biological process: proton transmembrane transport; vacuolar acidification.